Papaver somniferum (opium poppy) is the source of this 2761-nucleotide messenger RNA. Its product is annotated as lysine--tRNA ligase-like. Gene Ontology annotation, cellular component: cytosol; cytoplasm. The record is from RefSeq and is a predicted model, not a curated record. The transcript has 18 exons. Lineage: Eukaryota; Viridiplantae; Streptophyta; Magnoliopsida; Ranunculales; Papaveraceae. Gene Ontology annotation, molecular function: ATP binding; tRNA binding; lysine-tRNA ligase activity. The coding region runs from base 595 to 2376 and encodes 593 amino acids. Gene Ontology annotation, biological process: lysyl-tRNA aminoacylation.
UUUUUUUUCACUCCCUUCUCUGUUGUCUUCUUUCUUUUCUCACCAUACCGUAUGGAAGUUCGAACUUCGUAAAAGCCCUCGUCCCAGAUCAAACUCUAGCAGGAGAACUUGUUUUUUUCAACGUAACCCUUUCUCCUGUUCUUGCUCCAUCUAACAAGGAUUUACAACAGGAAAUUGUCUGUAUCUAUUAAAUGGAGGUUACAGGGGGUUAAAGCUUUUUCACGUGUCCAUGCUCCCUAUAAAAGAUAACCCCACCACCACCGAUUCAGAAAAACCCUUGGACUCUACAAACACCGCCUCCACCAAAAUGGACAAAAACUCUUUCCUCGUAUUAGCAGCACUGGGAGGUGACGACGGCCUUGAAGAAGAAUCAGGGAAAUCAGUAGUAGAAGAAGAAGUUACAAACACUGAAGCUACUACAACUACAAGCAAAAAGAAAAAUGCUAAGAAGAAGCUGGCAAAGCAGAGGAAGAAGCAGAAAGAUCAUGAAGCAAAGAUGCUUAAAGAAGAAGAAGAUAAGAAGGCACUAGCCAUGACGGGUCUAAGCUUAGUGAUCCUGAACCAAUAACAGCAGCAGCAGCUGAUGAAGAAGAUAUGGACGGUAUGGACCCUAAUGGAAAGGGGCUAAAAGAAGAAGAAGAGAAGGCACUACCCAUGAUGGGGUCUAAGCUUAGUAAUCCUGAACCAAUAACAGCAGCAGCAGCAACAACAGCUAAUGAAGAAGAUAUGGACUCUAAUGGAAAGGGGCUUAAAGAAGAAGAAGAAGAAGAGAAGGAACUAAGCAUGAUGGGGUCUGAGCUUAGUAACCCUGAACCAAUAACAGCAGCUGAUGAAGAAGAUAUAGACCCUGAUCAAUUUCGUGCGAGCAGGCUUAAAAUGGUUGAAUCGCUUAAGAACUCAGGGGUUAAUCCAUAUCCUCACAAAUUCCAAGUUACAAUGACUAUUGCUACAUACAUUAGAAUGUAUGAGACACUUGGAGCUGGUGAACGUCGGGAAGAUGUAGUCGUGUCAUUGAGCGGAAGAAUUAUGCAGAAGAGAAUGCAGUCGGCCAAGCUAAACUGUUAUGGUUUGUCCGAAUUUGGUGGUUCAGAGGUGCAAAUCAUGGUUGAUAUUAGUAAUUCUGAUCUGGACGUAACUGAAUUUACACGCUUCCACUCUUGUGUCGAACGUGGUGAUAUUGUUGGUGUUACGGGAUUUCCUGGAAGGUGCCAGAGAGGAGAAUUGAGUCUCUUUCCUAGAUCUUUUGUUGUUCUAAGUCACACUCUUCAAUUGAUGCCAAGAGGGAAAGCAGGUCCUAGAGGUGAUAAUGCAAAUGUCAAGGAAACAAGAUAUUUCCAACGUUACUUGGACUUGGUGUUGAAUAAAGAGGUGCCUCAAAUAUUCAGCACUCGAGCUAUGAUUGUUGAUUAUAUAAGGAAAUUCCUCAAAAAUCUUGACUUUUUGGAGGUAGAAACCCCCAUGAUGAACAUGAUUGCUGGUGGAGGCAAUCCAUUUAUUACUCAUGAUAAUGACUUCAACAUGAACCUAUUCACGUGUGUCCCCCCUGAAGUUUAUCUUAAACAGCUUGUUGUUGGUGGACUUGAACGCGUCUUUGAGAUACGAAAACGCUUCAGCAACGAAGGUAUUGAUUUGGCAGAUAAUCCAGAGUUAACUAUAUGUGAGUUUUACGAAGCUUAUGCAGAUUACUAUGACUUGAUGGCUCAAACGGAGAAGAUGUUGAGUGAUAUGGUAAUGGAACUAACCGGUGGCUAUACAGUCAAGUACCAUGCAAAUGGGUUUCACAAGGAUCCGAUAGAGAUUGACUUCACUCCUCCUUUUAGAAGGAUUGACCUGAUAGAAGAGUUGGAGAAGAUGGCUGAUCUUAAGAUACCCGAGGAUCUAUCAAGUGACAUAACCAACAAGUAUUUGCUGGAUGCCUGCAUCAAGCUUGAUGUCAAGUGCCCUCCUCAAACAACAGCGUGGUUGUUAAACAAGCUUGUUGAACAUUUCCUGGCGGAGACGUGUGUUAAUCCAACCUUUAUCAUUGACUAUCCUGAGAUUAUGAUCCCCUUGGCGAAGUCGCAUAGAUCAAGGCGAGGCUUGACCGAAUGUUUCAAAUUGAACAUCAACAAGCGCGAAGUUUGCAACGCAUACACAGAGUUGAACGAUCCCGUGGUACAACGUCAGCGAUUUGCCAAGCAACUACAGGACGCGCUGUUAGGUGAGUCAAGGCCAUUAGACCAGCUCCUCGAGGCAUAUUGCACGGCUUUGGAAUAUGGAUUACCCCCCACUGCUGGGUGGGUUUUGGGGAUUGAUCGGCUGACAAUGCUGCUUACUGAUUCACAUACUAUGAAGGAGGUAAUUCUGUUUCCUCCCCUCCAUGGUGCAUUUACAUAAAUCCAUCAACGCUCCAGUCACUUUUCUCAGGGGGCAGGGUUUGGUAGACCACAAGUUCACUAAUAUUUUAAUUCUUCAGAAUUUUAGCCCAUAUCAAGAAUUUGUGAGCUGUUUUGGCGGAUGUAUAUAUGCGCAUCGUUAUAAUGAGACUUGGUCGAGCUAUUAUAUUUUUGAAGCGAUCCACUGGUAAAUGAUGAAAGAUGCUAACGAAAAUUCUUAUACUGGUUUGAAUAGUGGGAACAACCGCCUUUUCUUAUUUAUUUAGCUACGGAAAAUGAUAGACCUCCCCUCUAGCUUCUUAUAGGUUCAAACGAGUGACUUGGUUCCUCUCAGUUAACGGGUUCAAGGUUCAGGACAGCGAAUACGCAUUUAAAUGCUCCUUAAA